UAUGGUCCGUAACUCGGAUGUUGUUAUCUUCAUCUUCAAUGGCAAUGGAAGGUGGAGCUUUUUAGUCGACCCACAAAACUGGUUUCCAAUACAGUAUUCGAAUCCUAAUUCAUGUCAACCACUGAGAAAAAGAUGGAUGGAGCAACCAGAUACCAUCUUGAAUCACAAAACAGCUCGGGUUUCGAGGAGGCUUUGCUCGUUUGUGGCUUCAAUGACUUGGUUAACAAUCAGAGAAAAACCAAAUCAUGUGGUAUUUUCAAACGUUUUGAAUUGAAAAAGUAUCGCUGAAUUUCGUAAGUACUUGUGGCAUUGAGAUCGUGAGUAUGUGCAUGAAAAAUUACAAUAAGUACAUCAUUUUUCUUUGAUUUUAAUUUUCGAAAACCAACGAAGUUUUUAGUUAUUUCUUUCAAGCGAUCCUUUUUGGGUUUACUCCUGUACGCCAUUGAACAUUGAAUUUGUACAGCAGUCUCGAUAAGUAGAUUUCCAUCCUUUUUCCGAUUUAGUUUCAUUAAGUUCUGGGUUUUUUCCUGCUAUAACAAGAGGGUUAAUUUCACAUAUUGAGACUGGUUUCGUUCUUUAACAAGGCAAAUCCCUCUGAACAAGAUGUAUUGCAAGACCUCCAAUUCCUGAGAAAUGAAUGUCUAAUUUUCACAACGGCAUUUCCCGAAAAAACGAGUUGACAAAAUCAAAGAAUACAUCCCAUUUAUUCACCCCAGUGUCAAACCCUGCUCAAUGAACUCUGAGGCUCCGCCGGCAUUCGAAAAACCUUUCAACGUUGUUUGAGAGCAACGAAAAUCAAAGUGAACGUGUCGCUUGAACCAUCAUCAUGAAGCAAAAUUUGCCUCUUUCCGCAGUGGUGCUGUUAGGGAUUUGCAUCGGGUCCCAACUUUUCCCCCCAUCCCAAGCACUAUCCUGCCUUCCAUGCCAAGAAAGUCCUUGUGAAACUCCAGCUUGCUGUGAAAGUGGGAGUUACAUCCCUGGGGUUUGUGGAUGUUGCCAAAUUUGUGCCAAAGCGGAAAGCAGCGUGUGCGGAGGGCCUUGGCGAACCUCGGGCGUUUGCAAUGAGGGGUUGUUUUGCCAUCGAGAGUGCGACUGUAAAACAGUUGAGGACCAGCAUUGCGUGUUCCCUUUCAAGUUUAAAGGCCAAGUCUUCGAUGCAUGCACCGAUUUUGAGAGCACCAAUGACAAGCUUUGGUGCGCUACCGAAGUCAACGAUUUGGAUGAAGUCAUUGAAGGACAAUGGGCCGAUUGCAAAGAGGGCUGCCCCGGGAUGCCAUUCGAGUGUGACGACACGCAGCUAUUCAAUAUGGAGGGUAUUUGUGUCAACCAAACCGAACGAGCUCGACUCGAGGCAGGAACUAAUGUUCGGGCACCCAAAACACCACAACAAUUCGACGAUGGUGCUCAAAAUGCCACCGUGGCGCCUUAUUGCUCGCCACCCAAGCCGGGUACAACCCUACCCGUUGAAGAGACUUGCCAAUGCGCCAAAGGCGAAGAAUGCCGGCCCAGCAAUAGCAACGGCGACGAUUCAGUCAACUUUGAACUCAAGACGUGGUGCUUCUUAUCUUACGUGGCGGAUCCGUCUAAUCCAACCCAGGAUUGCUUUCCCGAAGUCCAAUGGUCCAAAUCCGCCGGUAGAUUUUGGUCAAAUAAGGCUUGCGAGACGGAAGCCGAGGAGAGUAUUUUAUUUAUCCCCAGCCUCUAAAGGAAAGCAAUUUGUUGUUCGGCCAAAUAAAAAAUGUGUUUCAAUAAAACUGAAUUGAUUAAAAAAAAUGC
This is a messenger RNA of Tigriopus californicus, 1776 nucleotides long. RefSeq names its product cysteine-rich motor neuron 1 protein-like. The record is from RefSeq and is a predicted model, not a curated record. The coding region runs from base 827 to 1705 and encodes 292 amino acids. Gene Ontology annotation, cellular component: extracellular region. The transcript is spliced from 3 exons. NCBI's taxonomy places the organism in Eukaryota, Metazoa, Arthropoda, Copepoda, Harpacticoida, Harpacticidae.